Messenger RNA from Protobothrops mucrosquamatus (brown spotted pit viper), 1713 nucleotides. It is a transcript of the gene ALDH7A1, whose product is annotated as aldehyde dehydrogenase 7 family member A1. NCBI's taxonomy places the organism in Eukaryota, Metazoa, Chordata, Lepidosauria, Squamata, Viperidae. Gene Ontology annotation, molecular function: aldehyde dehydrogenase (NAD+) activity. The record is from RefSeq and is a predicted model, not a curated record.
UGGUGGUUCAAUGUGCCACGGCCCCUUCUCGCUAUGCUGCUGCAAGUUGGACUUUCGGGGCUCGCCAGGCGUGCUCUGCUAAGGAAGAGCGUCUCCUUCGCCGCUUCUUGCAACAGACCGGCCGCCUUCAUGUCGACCUUGCUGAUCAACCAAGCCCAGUACGCCUGGCUGAAAGAAUUGGGGCUUCGAGAAGAAAACGAGGGCGUUUACAAUGGCUCCUGGGGAGGAAGAGGAGAGGUUGUGACUACAUACUGUCCUGCAAAUAAUCAGCCCAUAGCUAAAGUUCGCCAGGCAAAUUUGGAAGACUAUGAAGAAACAAUAAAGAAAGCUAAAGAAGCUUGGCAAAUAUGGGCAGAGGUUCCUGCACCUAAACGAGGAGAAAUAGUGAGACAGAUUGGAGACGCCUUAAGAGACAAAAUCAAAAUUUUGGGAAAUUUAGUAUCAUUAGAAAUGGGGAAGAUCUUUGUUGAAGGUGUUGGUGAAGUCCAGGAAUAUGUAGAUAUCUGUGAUUAUGCUGUUGGUUUAUCUCGAAUGUUUGGUGGACCCGUGCUGCCUUCAGAAAGACCUGGACAUGCCUUAAUAGAACAAUGGAACCCUUUGGGAUUAGUUGGCAUCAUCACAGCCUUUAAUUUCCCUGUUGCAGUUUAUGGAUGGAACAAUGCAAUUGCACUCAUCUGUGGCAAUGUCUGCUUGUGGAAAGGUGCACCCACGACAUCCCUCACCAGUGUGGCUGUUACAAAAAUAAUUGCACAAGUCCUAGAGAAGAACAAGCUGCCUGGUGCUAUUUGCUCUCUGGCUUGUGGUGGAGCAGAUAUUGGCACAGCAAUGGCAAGAGAUGAGCAAAUUGAUCUGCUCUCCUUCACUGGCAGCACCAAUGUGGGCAAGCAAGUAGCUGUGACAGUCCAGGAGAGAUUUGGACGAUGCCUGUUGGAGCUUGGUGGAAACAACGCUAUUAUUGUAUUUGAAGAUGCAGAUCUCAACCUAGUCAUUCCAUCUGCCCUCUUUGCAGCUGUGGGUACAGCAGGCCAGAGAUGCACAACUGCUAGGAGGCUGUUUUUGCAUGAAAGCAUCCAUGAUCAAGUGGUAGAAAAACUCAUGAAGGCAUAUGCUCAAGUCCGUAUUGGAGAUCCAUGGGAUGCAAACACCCUGUACGGUCCUCUUCAUACAAAGCAAGCAGUUAAGAUGUUCCUUGAUGCAGUGGAAGUGGCCAAACAACAAGGUGGCUCUGUUGUCUAUGGUGGGAAGGUUAUAGAACGUCCUGGAAACUAUGUUGAACCAACCAUUGUGAUUGGCCUUCCUCAUAAUUCUCCAAUUGUGCACACAGAGACAUUUGCUCCUAUUCUCUAUGUGCUCAAAUUUAAGACAGAGGAAGAAGCUUUUGGUUGGAACAAUAGUGUGAAACAAGGCUUGUCCAGCAGCAUCUUCACUAAGGAUUUGGGCAGAAUAUUCCGAUGGCUAGGGAGGUAAUAAACACACGGGUGGUGGAAGAGAAUCUGGUAGUGAUUCAUGGAAGCAGUAUAUGAGGCGAUCCACUUGCACAAUUAAUUACAGCAAAGAUUUGCCUCUUGCUCAAGGAAUCAAAUUUCAUUAAGAGGCAGGUGGAAACACUACCUUUGGUGAACCUUGCAUUAAGAAACCAAAUAUCCAUCGAUUUCAAAUCCGCGGACAAUGACUAUCUGAAACAUUGAGGAUGUUUGUAACUGCUGCACUACU